AAAUUAUCCUCGGUUUUAAAACAAGGCAGGGAAGAGAAGCAAAGAGAGAAAAGCCUUUACCUUUGAGCAGACGACGGGCUCAGUAUCUUCGCCAAGCUGCGAAAAGCUCUCUGUUCACCGCUCUUUCGUCUCCAGCAUCUACUGGAUCCGCAGACUGUCGCUCGACCUCCAAAGCGUCUUACCCUAAGCUGGUUUUUCUUGCCUCCGAUUCAUCGAAACGGCACACACCCUUCCCAGAGGUGACAACCAAAGACGCAUCGACUGACGAGCGAAGGACUUCCAGUUACCUUCUGUUUCUAACGGUGUCACCACCAACGGGGGCACUUGGAAGUGACUCGCCGGCGAGAUAUCAAACUAAGUUUGUUUCUCAGUCUUGCUUUGCUCUACAGAAGGCAAGAUUACCCAUCUCAACAGCGAAGUUAGAAAUUUUGUGGAAAAGCAUAUCAGAAUUCCUCCAAAUGGCUUUGGUUGUAAUCUGUGGCCAGCCAUGCAGUGGGAAGUCUACAGCUGCUCUUUGCUUAGCUGAAGCUCUAAGAGAAUCUGAAUCAAAAUUAAACGUUAGGGUCAUUGAUGAUGCUUACUUCCAUCUUGAUCGUAAUCAGAGUUAUGCCAAUAUGACUGCAGAGAAAAAUUUAAGAGGAGUACUCAGGUCUGAAGUUGAUAGAUCUGUAUCAAAAGACAAUAUAAUCAUAUUAGAUUCUUUGAACAGCAUCAAGGGCUACAGGUAUGAGCUUUGGUGUUUGGCUCGUGCUGCAGGAAUAAGAUACUGUGUACUUUUUUGCGAUGUUGAAGAAACUCAAUGCCAAAAAUGGAAUGAGCAGCGCAGAGAAAAGGGAGAAGCUGCAUAUGACAAUGCGAUUUUUGAGGACUUGGUAAGAAGGUUUGAGACACCAGAUAAAAGAAACCGAUGGGAUUCUCCUUUGUUUGAGUUUUGGCCAAGUAAAGACGGAAUUCAGAAAUCUUCUGCUGCCAUUUUAGAUGCUAUUUCAUACUUGACAAAAAAAGUCGACUCCAAAUCUCGUGACGUGAAAAUUUUACAGCCAACAAUUGCUACACAAAAUACACGUUUUUCAGAGGCAAAUUCUUUGUACGAGUUGGACAGGGCAACACAAGAGGUGAUCAAUAUCAUUGUAGAGGCACAAUCCCAGACAAUUGGAGGUCCAGUAAAUGGUGUUUCGCUUGGUCGGGAUUUACCAACUCUCAAUAUUUCAAGAUCAGUUGGCUUGCCUGAGCUACGGAGACUACGGAGAACUUUCAUUAAGUUGACAGGUCAAACGAGCUUAAGUGGACCACCACCACCUGCAGAUGCAGAGAGCGUAAAAAGGAUGUUUGUGGAUUAUUUGAAUAGGGAAUUGGGAACUGCUUGAAGGAGGAUAUGGGGGAAUGAUAUUAUGCUAAUUUGCUACCACAAACAUCUGUGGAGAAAGUGAAACCAGCGAGUUAAAUUCUAAAAUGGUCAGUCUUUUAAUAUAUUGUACCAACAGAUUUACGCAAAAACACCUGCAUUUUAUUGGAUAGUCACUCUGUGUUGGCAAAUCUAUAUUGUAUUAGUGAAGGCUGAAUUCUUGUUAAUCAGGCAUCAAUGUACCAUUGGCUCUAUAAUUUUCUUCCUUAUUUUCUCUUGGACAUUUUGAGCCCCAAUGGUUGAUGCAUCAUGAAAUUUUCUCAAUUGAUGGUCCCUGUUUAAUAAAUGUUAUCAGUUGCAAA
Hevea brasiliensis (rubber tree) is the source of this 1707-nucleotide messenger RNA. Its product is annotated as protein KTI12 homolog. Bases 459 to 1367 code for a protein of 302 amino acids. The record is from RefSeq and is a predicted model, not a curated record. Lineage: Eukaryota; Viridiplantae; Streptophyta; Magnoliopsida; Malpighiales; Euphorbiaceae. The transcript is spliced from 2 exons.